AUGGCAAUUCGGUUUUACGCACCCUUCCACCACCGUCUCUUGCUCUGGACCUGCCCGUCUGAAUGCGAUUAUACAUGCCAACAUGUCGUGACCGACCGCCGCGUUUCGCGGGAUCCCCCCAUGAUCAAACCGAUCCUGCAGUUCCACGGGAAAUGGCCCUUCCGCAGACUCCUGGGCAUGCAGGAGCCCUUCUCGGUGCUGUUUUCCUUCCUCAACUUUGCCGCCCACUGGAACGGCAUGUCUCGCAUCCAGGAGUCGAUCCCCGCCUGGCAUUCCCUCCGUCCGUACUAUAUGCUCUUCGGAUACAUUGGCCUGGCGAGUUGGAGUUUCAGCAUGCUCUUUCACACCCGGGACUUCGCAUUGACGGAGAAGCUGGACUAUUUCGCCGCCGGGGCGAACGUGCUCUACGGCCUGUACCUGUCCGUCAUCCGCGUGUUUCGACUCGACCAGGAUGGCUCGCGGUAUCGCCCUACCCUGCGGCGCUUUUGGACGGCCAUCUGCGCGCUGCUUUAUACGCUCCAUGUCUGCUACCUCAGCUUCUGGUCGUGGGACUACACGUAUAACAUGGCGGCGAAUGUGGCCGUUGGGAUUGUGUCCAACCUGAUCUGGACCGGGUUCAGUAUUGUCCGGUACCAAAAGUACAUGAAGUCCUGGACCGCGUGGCCCGGUAUGAUUGUUGCGUGGAUCAUCUUGGCCAUGAGCCUGGAAUUGCUCGAUUUCGCGCCGUGGAAGGGGUUGAUUGAUGCGCACAGCCUAUGGCAUUUGGGGACGGUGGUCCCCACUGCUUGGUGGUACUCGUGA
Messenger RNA from Penicillium olsonii, 801 nucleotides. The record is from the annotation of a GenBank genome assembly. NCBI's taxonomy places the organism in Eukaryota, Fungi, Ascomycota, Eurotiomycetes, Eurotiales, Aspergillaceae.